Drosophila ananassae is the source of this 749-nucleotide messenger RNA. Its product is annotated as UPF0758 protein SPO0054-like. The transcript is spliced from 2 exons. NCBI's taxonomy places the organism in Eukaryota, Metazoa, Arthropoda, Insecta, Diptera, Drosophilidae. Bases 170 to 562 code for a protein of 130 amino acids. The record is from RefSeq and is a predicted model, not a curated record.
UCGCAUUUUAUCAAGUAGAGGAAGGUCUUUACUUGACCAUGAGCUACUGGAACGUACUCUAUCUGAAUGUGAAGAAGGAAGAGAAGUGGCCAAAAAGCUAAUAGAGCUCUUUAGUAGUUUAGGAAGGGUAAUUAACGCUGACUUUCAUGAGCUAAAAAAUGUUACAGGAAUGAAUGAUGGAGCAAUAGCAAGUAUCUUUUGUCUGAAAGAGAUUUUCGAUAGGAUACUGAAAGCAAUAGGGCAGUCACGAAAGGAAAGCUUGCGAGUAAUAUACUUAGAUCGAAGUGGUCAUUUGAUAUACGAGUAUAUUCAAGACUGUGGAACUAUAGACAGAGUACCUCUAUAUGUGAGAGAAAUAAUCAAACAGGGAUUACUGAUCGAUGCAUCAUCUAUUGCAAUUUCACAUAAUCAUCCAAGUGGAGAUACAGAACCAUCAAAGGAGGAUGAGGAUAACACACUUACAUUAGCUGCAACCUGCGAAAAUGUAGGAAUGAAAUUAAUAGAUCACAUAAUCGUAACACAGAAGAGCCACUUUAGUUUUUAUGAUAGUGGUUUAUUGUAAUCUGUAGACCGGAAGGAAAGUUCUCCAACUUUCCUUCUUUUUUUCUACUUCAUAAAUUAAAAAAUUCAAUAUAAGCUUGAGCAGCUAAAAUUAGUAAUGAAAGGUGGAAUUAGGCAAAAAAAUAAAAGAACUUAGAUUAUACUGUGGUUUAACACAAACUGAGUUGGGAAAGAAAAUAGGCGUUUCG